AUGGCUGCUUUGAAGCAUAGACUACAGAAUGAGGUUUUUACACCUGGUGAAGAAGUCUUGCGUGCGUUUGUUCGGGUCAAUAAACGUGGCGGUAAAAGGAAGAAAACGGAUUUUUUAUGUAUUGCAGCGACUAAAAUGGAGCCGAUACAAGUUUCGUUAUAUCAAGUCAGAAAAUCUGAAAAGGGCACAUUCAAAAAGAAGACGUCAUGGACCAUCAAGCAACUCAAGGCAGUAGAUGGCAAAGACAGCGGCGAGGAAAGUAAAGAUUUCGAUUUAAUACUUGAGAAAACAUUCAAAUGGGUAGCUAAUAAUGUUUACGAAAAGACUGCUUUUAUUGGGCAACUAUGGAAGAUCUGUAACAAAUUCGUUCCAGCUCAAAAUGUCGAUUUUCGAAAUUUGAAUAAUAGUUUGAAGAAACUAUUACUUAAUGCCAAUGCAAACGAGGCCGAUCAGCAGCAGGAUGCUAUUUUACAAGUAGAAGGAGUUGAAACCGCAGAAGAUUAUCAAGAAUUAACAACAGCUGAAGAAGCAGAUCUUCAAGCCAUGAUGAGCAAAUUCGAUUAUUCGAUAACUAAUGCUGAACUAUUUACCGAAAAAUUAUCCGAAGAACUAAUUGCACUCGAUGGUGCUAAUAUUCAAACUAUUAUGAAUGCCGAACAAGGUGUUAUAGAUCUUGUAGAAUAUAUUAAUGAUAGCGUGAAGGAAUUGGACGGAGUCGAAGAUAAAUUGAGUUACUAUUCUGAAUUGCUUAAGACCGUUGAGAAGCAUAUGCAUCAAAUGAGUUCCAUAAACGAUCAUAUGAUAGUGGAGAUGAAAAAUUAUAACAAACUAAUAGCUGAAGUAGAGGCAAUCGUGGAACGAUUUGACUUACCAGAGGAAUACUUGACUACACUAGCCGAAGCUAGUGUAGAUGAUGAAUACGCAUUACCGAAAUGUACUGAAGCUGCCUUAGCUGCUCAAAUUGCUUUAAAAUCGGAUUCGAAACCAGAAUUGAUUCGGCUAAAUGCUGUUAGCGAACAAUUUCAAAAUAUUAGCAUGCACUGUACAAAAUUUAAGAAACGUCUCAAGGAACGGUUAAUUAGUAUGUUUGAAAAGCAGGGUAGUACAUUCGAGUUUAUAAGUGUUGGCUCAUCAGGAGAAAUUGUACUUCCAAAGCAUGCUAUCAGACACUCAAAGCUAUUACCCUAUGCGCAAUUAGUUUUAUGGUUAAAAGAAAUGGACUCAGUUAUGUUUGAGGAUCUUUGCAAUGCAUAUACUCGUUGUAUCAGUAAGCGAUAUGAAAAGGAAUUGCAUGACUAUUUUGAGAAAAUUAAGAAAGUUUUUCAGAAGAGUAAUUCUGACAGUAAAGUUUUUGGUAAGCAGUUUAUCAACGAUACGUUAGCGUUUGUAGUUUCUGUCAUUCCAUUGAUUACUCUUAUUCUGUUUUUACCCUUAAUGAUAGAUGUUUUCAAUACGGCCACGAAAAGUUUAAAGAAUGUGGAUAUAAGAUCUGGUAUACAUAACUCUGAAACGUCCGGGUUUGAUAAGGAAGUUAUUGCUAAAUUUGGAAAGGUUUUUGGAAUUUUAUUAGAGGGAUUAGGAUCGUAUGUUGGUCAUGAACAGGACUUUAUUACGGAAUUCUUUCAUCUUCCCGUUGCUAUAAUUUUAUUACAUGACUUGAGUCAUGAUUAUGUUUUAACCGCAUUUUCCCUACAGCAACAGAUUAACGAAGACACGAUUGAUAGCUCUGGUAGUGUAGCAGAAAGUAGGAGGAGAUUGAAAGAAAUCUUUCCUUCACUAGAUUCGGAUAUGGCUAAUCUCAUUAAGGCUGGUGACAAAGUUGAUCCGUCAAUUUCUCUACACAUGUUCGUACGCGUUAGUGCACAAAUAAAAUCUCACUACGGGUACGCUCAAGGUGUAGCUUCCUUUUACAGCAAGUUGAUUGCGAAUUGGUUGGUUACUGUUAAGCGUCUAUUCGAUGGAUGUGUAACAAGUUUGACGAGAUCUUUCGAUGAUUACAAAAUCAGUAAGAAAUCAAAAUGCGGAAUUCUUCCAUUUGUCAUUAAAUUUGAGGAAUUUGCAGAAGAGGCAGAAACGAUAUUUAAAGGUUCUGACAGGAGAGGCGAUCUCGAUAAGGCAUAUUCUCGUUUGUUUAUUGCUAUAUGUGCUGGAAUUUCUAGAGUAGCACUUGAGCAUCCAAAAACACCUAAGGACGUCAUAAACUUUGAAAACUUUCAUCGAUUAUUUUCAAGCAUUGCACGUUUGAAAAUUACCAGCUUAGAAAAUGAAAGAAAAGAAGCAAAAGAAAACUAUCAAUUUUAUUUAAAUGCAUACAUUACAUCCAUGUUGGGUCGACCAAUGGAAAACCUAAACACAUUUAUCGACGGGUUAGAGAAUCUGUUAGCAUCCGGUGUUAAAGCUGAAGAAGUUGGCUUCCAGUUAGCUUAUAACAAACAAGAACUUCGGAAAAUAAUCAAAGAAUAUCCCGCGAAAGAAGUUAGAAAGGGUUUAGAUAGUUUAUAUAAGAAAGUUGAAAAACACUUGUGUGAAGAAGAAAAUCUCUUGCAGGUUGUUUGGCACAGUAUGCAAGAGCACUUUCUCCGACAAUACAACAAUAUACAAGAUUUAGUUAAGAGAUGUUAUCCCGGCUCAAAUAUUACAUUAGAAUUCUCUAUUGACGAUGUACUGAUUUAUUUUUCUAAUAUUGCACAAUCUCAUUAA
Messenger RNA from Trichoplax adhaerens, 2700 nucleotides. RefSeq lists its product as uncharacterized. Gene Ontology annotation, biological process: exocytosis; Golgi to plasma membrane transport. Bases 1 to 2700 code for a protein of 899 amino acids. The transcript is spliced from 23 exons. The record is from RefSeq and is a predicted model, not a curated record. NCBI's taxonomy places the organism in Eukaryota, Metazoa, Placozoa, Uniplacotomia, Trichoplacea, Trichoplacidae. Gene Ontology annotation, molecular function: phosphatidylinositol-4,5-bisphosphate binding. Gene Ontology annotation, cellular component: exocyst; plasma membrane.